AUGCUGGACUCUUGCAGCAACAAAGAGCUGGAUUUGGCCUACAUGCCGUAUCACGAAGGUCUUGUGAACCACAAGGCGCCGCCUGUGCGUGGCAGCCUCUCGGUACGCUUGUCCCACCAGCAGCAGCACGUGCAGCAGUCUUCGCACUUUGGCGACAGUGAUGAUGACGACGUGUCGGAUGAUCCGGCGUGGAUGAAUGCGCCUCGCGGCAGUUUACAGCCCGCCUUUUCUUUUAGUCUCAUGAAGAAGGCGUCUGCUUUGUCUGCCACAGUCUCGCAGACUUCCAGCUGCGUAUCAGACUGCAGUGCUGGAGGAGAAGAGGAGACACGCAAGGACAAGAAGGAUGACAACAAAGACAACAAUGAGUUUUCGUACACGAUGCCGACAAGGCCGUCUGAGGCUUCUUUAUGGGAAAAGAAAAACUCGAAAGGUGAACGUGAUAGCAUGAACAAUGUGAAUGAUAAGUUGAUUAGUGAUCUGAAGCCUCACAAGUGCGUGACUCUUUCUCCUACGAACCAAGCUCCAGCUAAAUUCACGACCUCGAACAGGGUGCUGAACCUCAAUGCGUCUAAGAUCUCGUGCGGCAUUUCGGAAAUGGAAACGCUGUCGGUGGAACAGGAGAAGUCGGAUCCGCCUACUCAAGGCUUGACGUCACCGGUCAGCGCUGCAGCUGUUGAAGGCAACAAUGGCUACCGUGACAGCACGAUGCGCGAUCGUCCUACCGACCUUAAGCAGCGAGACUUCAUGACGGCCAUGAUGUCGCGUGACAGCUUGGCGCCUGAGAAUUUCGGAAGCAGUACGGGCCUGCGUGCCAGCAGUCGUAGCAGCAACAUGGCAAUUAGCAACGGCCAUCGGAGCAGCAAUGUGCUCGACGGCGGUCGCAGCCUGGAACCGUUUGGUAGUAGCCGCGGCUCGGUGAUGCACUUUGGCCCGCGUGUGACGGAGGAGGGUCUUUCCAAUUAUCUUCGGGCGGUGAAGUCUGGCAACCUGCACUUGCUACGCAUAUGCUUGGAAGACAGAAACACGAACUUCACCGAGCGAGAUCCGAUACACGGCCAGUCGGCGAUGCACAUUGCUGUGCGCUUCGGUCAGCUGCACGCUGUACAAUUAUUGUGCGGAAAAAAGACGCGCGGUCUGCUGAUCGAUGCCGUGGAUAAAAGAAGAAACACCCCAUUGCACCUCGCGUCGGCCAAAUCGCGCCGAAUCACCAAGUACUUAUUAGAGCACGGCGCUGACGCCUCACGCGUGAACAAUCGCAACCAGACACCACUGGCAGUGCACAUUCUCACGACAAAGCGUGAUGACCCGCUGAUUGCAGAGAUGCUGUUGCAGCACAAGACGGAUCCCAACGGUCCGGUAGGUAACAGCACGCUGCUACACAAGGCAGUGGAUUUAAAGUUUUACGAGAUUGCCUACCGUCUGGUGUACCACGGUGCUCGCCUAGACGUGAAGGACCCUCAGGGGAAGAUGGUCUUUGACAAGGUUGACCAAAAAUUGCUCCGUCAACUCUGCGCUAAAAUCGUGUACCCGCCAGUGUGGGUUUCCAACACGGAACGCAAAAGCUGCAUGAGCUGCCUGCGAAACUUUGGCCCCCUUGGUUUGGGUGUCCGUCGUCACCACUGCCGUCACUGCGGUCGUCUUGUCUGUGGACGUUGCUCGCAUGUGUCUGUCGAGAGCGAGGCGUUCCCGACUGCAUUCAUCGGGCAAAUUGACCGCAAUCCAUCGGACGAGCGCUCAAACCUCAAGCGUGUGUGCAAGACAUGCAGCAGUGUGUUCGAUGAGCGUGCUAAGCAGGCGAAGGAGAGUUCUCCAGGCGGCAGCGUGAAGUGGUCAAAAGCCUUUAUGGACAGGGUCGUAGGCUUCGCGUGGGAUGAUAUUGAGAAGAAGGACGACACCAGAAAUUUCGGGUCCUCGCGAAACAGGUCCCUCGCAACAUAG
Messenger RNA from Peronospora farinosa, 1938 nucleotides. The record is from the annotation of a GenBank genome assembly. Lineage: Eukaryota; Oomycota; Peronosporomycetes; Peronosporales; Peronosporaceae.